GGCUGAAUGAGAGCGUUGUUUUUCUUUUCUUUUUGUUUUGUACAAAUGCUGUUCUUUUCUUGGAAAACUGAGCUGCAGCCCUGCCCAACUUUUUAAACAGCAGUUGUCUGACUCACCUAAAAGGCGCGCCUGAGUACUCCUUAAACACAGGUGGCUAUUUAUGACAGUUUGUGGGAAAGGAUUUUCCUGAACAGCGGAUCUUCAGCGUGUCCUGGAUGGCACUGAAAAAUAUUAAAAUAGUUUUUUUUGUUUUAGGGAUGGUAGUAAUCUUUUUUGUUCUUAUUCUUUCCCAGGGAACUUAUCAAAGCGGAAGUAAAUGGAAAGUCUUCUCAGAAAAAAUACCAUCCAGAGGUGAAGACCGAUUGUCUGAUGGAUUAUUACACAGGAAGGAAAACUUGAGUCGGUUACCUGGUUUUCCCUCACAGACUGGAAACACGGAUACAACCAACAAUUACUCAGUGAGAAACGUGAAAACUCAGAGAACAACCUCUGAGACUCCUAUUCCCAUCAUAAAUGCGAGUUCCUUUGACAAGCUUCCUCAGUGGAGCUUUGAGGAUAUAUAUAAUCUGGAUGCUCCACCAAGACCAACAACAUGUGUCCAGUCUCUGCGUAACUCUAAGGAUGAGACCUUCCAGAGAGCUUUCCUUCCCAACGUGCGCAUGUUUCUGCACAAAGAUAACUUCAACAUAAGAGAGUGGAACCGCCUUUCACACUUCCACAAUCCUUUUGGUUAUAUGGAAAUGAAAUAUGAUGACAUCAUGCCUGUGGUGAAGUUGAUCCCAAAGCCGAAAGAGCCGCUGCUCCUUCCAAAACCAGGCGGGGAUGGAUGUGUGCGCUGUGCUGUGGUGGGAACAGGAGGCAUCCUGAAUGGCUCAAAAACUGGCGCUGAGAUUGAUGCUCAUGACUACGUGUUUCGGGUGAAUGGUGCGGUGAUUGACGGCUAUGAGGAAGACGUGGGGAAAAGAACAUCCGUUUAUGUUCACACUGCCCAUUCAAUUACGGCGUCUCCUAGAAUAUUCGAGCAAUACGGAUACAAAUCUGCCCCACAUGAUGAGGGAAUUAAGUAUGUCAUGAUUCCUGAGGGUUUAAGGGAUUUUCAGUGGCUCAAGGCUCUUCUCAAAGGAGAAAAAGUUUCCUCUGGUGAAUUUCAGGAGGAAGAACCCAGACGUUAUUAUUCAGGACAGUUCAGUGAGAACCGCUUCUAUGUGCUGCACCAGGAUUUCCUGCGAUAUGUUCGAAACAGGUUUUUAAAUUCAAGUACUCUUAACGGAGAGUUUUGGGCACUUUUCCGACCAACCAAUGGGGCGUUCACUCUAUUUGUGGCUCUGCACACCUGCGACACAGUGAGUGCAUAUGGAUUCAUGACAGAAGACUACUAUAAAUACUCCAACUACUAUGUUGAAAAGCUUCAGAAGAGCGAAGUCAUUUUCUACAUUAACCAUGACCUGAUUCUGGAGAAGGAUCUGUGGAAGAGCUUUGAUGGCAAAAAAAUACUAAAGCUGUAUCAGAGAACUGGAUCACAAGAAGCUGAAAAGCAAAAGGAUUCCUGAUUCAUUGAAGUUACGGCAUCAAAAGUGAAAGGAGGCUUGUUUUCCAUCUGCAGAAAAUAUAAUGUAUGCUGUUGUUUUUUUUUUUUUUAUAAUUAUACUUUAACUUGAAGGAUAUUCUUAUGUCAAAAUUAACUUGAAUCAAAUAUAUGUAUUGUCAUUAUUUUAUCAUUAUGAAAUUUGGAUGAGACAAUAGCUCAGAAUUUACAGAUUCACUAAUUACACAAUAAUGUGAAAUGCUAGCAAAAGCUUUCUUUAAUGAAGUUUUCUUUCAUGACGUGAAACGCGUGAAAUCAAUGUGAAUUAUACAUUUUUAUAUUUUCCUAGUUCUUUUACUCUUUUAUUUUCCAAACACAUUUGAAAUAGACAAAACUAAUAAACUAAUAUAUGGCUCCAUGUUUUUCUGGGUUACAACUAAAUUCAUUUUUCAGCAACAUUUAGUUAUUUUGUUAGUUUCUUUAUGUCACAUAUCCGUAAAUAAGCAUGAAAACAAGAAGAUUGGUUUGCAGCCUAAUAUUUAAACCCUUUAUGUUAUCAUGUAAAUUAGGCACCAUCCCAAAUAACUCAUAUUGUGACUCCCAGAGACAAUUUUGGUGUUUGCAUGUUUUUGAUAAUUUGUGUCAAACCUUUGUUGGGGAGGCAACAUUGCGAUAAUUCAUAUCUUUAUCCACAACUCAGCCCUCAAUACACAAUCAGGAGGUUGAUGCUUGCCUAAGGCAUUGAGAUUCAGAUACUAUCGUCACUGAACUUCUGUGCGGUAAUGCUUAGAAUAAAUGCAAAUAAGUAAAUUAUGUUGAAAUUUACAAAAAAAGUAUAGCAAUAUAUGCAGCAGGAACAUUUUCUGAGAGGUUUUUAGCACCUGAACUAAAUUCUGUCUGUCUUGUGCUGCAUGGCUUGCAUGUCACACAGUCGCAUGGAGUCCAUUACCAGUCACACAGCACAACCUUGAGGUUAAACCGAGUAAGAGCUGCUUCCUCUUUGCCACCAAUAUGGCUGUUCUCUCAGUACAUGUGGGUCAAGGCGAGGCAGUUUUAAAACACACUAUUCCACCCAGUGUAAAUGAGAUUCAAACAGACUUUAGACAAUAUCUGCCUGAGACUAACACUAAGGAAGAGAUGGAGACAGCAGCAGUCCAGAGGUAAUUGCUGUCACACUUCCACCACUGUGAGGAGUUACUUUUCCAACAAGCUCACAU
Messenger RNA from Fundulus heteroclitus (mummichog), 2742 nucleotides. RefSeq names its product alpha-N-acetylgalactosaminide alpha-2,6-sialyltransferase 1. The record is from RefSeq and is a predicted model, not a curated record. Bases 216 to 1550 code for a protein of 444 amino acids. NCBI's taxonomy places the organism in Eukaryota, Metazoa, Chordata, Actinopteri, Cyprinodontiformes, Fundulidae. Gene Ontology annotation, molecular function: sialyltransferase activity. The transcript is spliced from 9 exons.